UCAGAUUAAUUUCGCUUUAUAAGCCUGUAUUGUCAUCACAAGAUCAUCUGGUGUAUGAAAUCCGCCUGUAGCAUUAAACCUGUCCUGGAUUCUCACUAGAAGGCAGCACUGUGAUUUUAACACAGGUAUCUUACGGAUUUUAUUGUAACAGUCGCGUCAAAGAAUGCCCGUCGACAGCGCGUCACCGCGUCAAACAUGUCUGUCGGUAUGUGCAGGUCUCUACCAUGAGCGUCUGACGCGCUCAGGAAGCGUUUGACCAUAGCGUUCCGCGACGCGCUCAACGCGACUGCGGAUGCUAAACACUCUCUCGGGCGUCAUAGAGGAAUGAGUAUCCACAAUCCAGUGGUUAACAUUAAAUAAAGGCCUCUGGAGUUAUCGACUGCUGGAGCCUGAUUUGAUGCGUCUCUGUGGUCCGGGGUGCACAUUGAUUUGUGAUGGACGGGAUGAAGAGGACAGUGCUCUCUCUCUCUCUCUCUCCCCUGUUUUUGUGACCCGUCAGCACAGUGACUUCCACACAUGCCAUAGAUGUCCUCCCCUUAGCUCACUGAGCUAACUUUAUUUCUCCUCAUCACCCCUGUUAUCCUUCCACUCUUCCCUCUCUCAUGCCUCUUGCUCUGUCUUUACUCUGUCUCUCUUCUCUUAUCUGUACCUUGUUCAUCCUCUUUAACUUUCCCGUCCUCCCUUCCUCUGCCACUCCUGCUCUUUGUUGGAUGGCAUAAUGGUGUGCUGUGGUCGAGUGCUGGAUUCACCCUGCACUCUGGCUCUGUUGGUGGGCUUCCAGUUUGCGUUUGUCCUUUACUUCUCCCUGGGAGGCUUUCGUGGCCUAGUGUCUGUAUUGGUUCAUUCGUCUGAGCCUGAGAUCGACUACUCUCGACCGCAUGAUGUCUACACUAACCUCACCUCUCUGCUGCUCCACCAUCCAGGACCCGGUGGACCAGAAGAGCAGCUCGGGGACUGUGUGCUGCCUUCUCCACUGCUGGUGGGUCCUGUUUCUGUCCACCUCUCCUCACCCCCUUCCCUGGAGAAGAUAAAAGAGAAGAACCCCUUGGUGACCUUAGGGGGUCAUUACCGCCCGCCAGACUGUGAGCCACGGCACCACACAGCCAUCGUGAUCCCCUACCGGAACCGGCAGACCCACCUCCGCGCCCUCCUCUACCAUCUGCACCCCUUUUUGCAGAGGCAGCAGGUCCACUACGGCAUUUACAUUGUGCACCAGUCAGGGAACUCCACCUUUAACCGAGCGAAGUUGCUGAAUGUUGGAGUGCGGGAGGCACUGAAAGAGGAGAACUGGAGCUGUAUUUUCCUGCAUGACGUCGAUCUGCUGCCUGAGAAUGACCACAACACCUACACCUGCCACCCCCAGUACCCUACACACCUCUCUGUAGCUAUGGACAAGUUCAGAUACAGGCUUCCAUACUCCCAAUACUUCGGAGGGGUGUCUGCUGUAACUCCAGAGCAGUACCUCAAGAUGAAUGGCUUUCCCAACCAGUAUUGGGGCUGGGGAGGAGAGGAUGAUGACAUCGCAGCUCGAGUCCGUCUCUCUGGGAUGAAGAUAAUGCGCCCGCCUUUGGCCAUUGGUCAUUAUAAGAUGAUCAAACAUAAAGGAGAUCAGGGUAAUGAGCAGAACCCGAGAAGGUUUGACUUGCUGAAGCGCACAAGGCUGAACUGGCGCUCAGAUGGACUGAACUCACUGACUUAUGAGCUCCUGUCCAAAGAGUUGGAGCCAUUGUACACUAAUUUGUCUGUCAACAUUGGGGAUGAUCCACACCAUAACCCUAUGAAGGCUCUACCUUGGAAGUCAAAGCCUCAACCCGUUCCAACCAAUAAAACGAAGACUGAAAAAGUGCGUGUGGUGAUCAAUCAUAAUGCUACAAAAGUGGAGCUCACCCACUUGAAUGCCAGUAAUGUAAGUUCAAAUGUUGGUCAAAAAGCUCCUUUGAACCAGGAGGUGGGAUGAUUCUGAUAAUCAAGUAUCCACAGAAAAUCCACAGGGUGAGAUAUUGAUGGAUAGUGGAGGAAAUACCAGUUUGCUCUUUGUUUUAUACCAUAAAGCAUUGCUACUCUAGGCAAAUAAUUUAAUUCCACUGAAAGUUGACUGAAACGGUUUGGCCGCCUCUGAAUGUUGUUCAGCUGCUGAUAUGGUGACAUUUGCACAAGUCUGGAAUCAUAUGCUGAAGAUCUUGUUUUGCUGUAGGAGUCAUAUCAGAGUGGGCCGAGCUGUAAACCCUCUCGAAAGUGACCAGUCGAUGUACCUGUGCAAGUCCUGUGUGUUUUUGAGCCGAUGUGCUGCCAGCUGCUGCUCUUCACCCCACUGUGUGGGUCUGUUUUUCUGUGCCUUUUCUUGCCAUUGAUCCAGUCUCUUAUCAACAUGCCAUGACUUAAUCAAAAACAUUAUUACUGCACACCACUGUUAUUAAUACUACAGUUGAAUGCUCAUUCCACGUUUAUCUAUUUUCUCUUCUUUUAAUAUCAGCACACACUGCUUUGUGAUCUAGAGCUUGCGCAGACAUGUCACUGUGGUCUAUUUUUGGUCUUACUGUACAAACUUAGAAAGGUGUGCUCUUUCUCUUUUAGCUGCUCAAGAUACCUAUUAAUAGUUUUAUGAUAUUGUGUAAAAGAUAAUUAUUUUAGGUAUUGUGUGGUGCCUUUGUUGGAUUCCAUUUUGGUUGUAGACAAUCACUGGGAUAAGCAUAUCAAAUUACCAAAUUAUGUAGAAUCUUUUCCCACUUCUAUUUGGUAAAUAGAUUUGAUGGUUUAGGUUGAAGUGUGACUUAAGUCUAAGACGUUAGUUGUUAUUUUAAGAGUUUAUAAACAUUAAACAGGUAAUGGUUUAUGGUUCGUUAUAUAGAAAGAAUGCAUUUUAUUUGUUAGUAAAAAAUAUUGGUUGUAUCACCAUCAUGGCACUUUUACAGCAUGUAAAUAACUGCACUCUGUAUUAAACACAGUCCUAGAGUGUAAGGUACAUUUAAAGAACAAAGAUAUUAGUGACAUACAUUUAUCUUUUGAAAUAAAAACUGCAUUGCACAUUAAAUUAGCAGGUUCACUUACAUUUUUCAAAAAAAGAUCUUAUUAUUUGCUGUAAAUGAUAGUCUGAGGGGGAUCAUUGAGAAUGUGACAUGGUGCAUAUUUCAAAUUUCAUUUCAAAGAGGUUGUUUAAAUGAUGUAUUCUGGUUUUGAUACACAAUUCUUAGUGCGACAGCCUAAAAAAAAAAAAACAUGUUUUACUUCAUGCCAUUGUAUUAAAACUACAAAAAGUGUAUUUGCAAGACACUUGUAUACUUAUAUAUAUACAUUAAAGUACAUAGUUUAUUAGAUACAGUAUUUGGCAUUAGUUUUAAAUUUCUUGAAGGCCUAAUUGUCUCUUACUUGAGAACAUCAUAUCUGAUCUUAAGAUCUUAACUGUUUUAGACGUGACAUGCUCUGGAAAAGUAGUACGAUUUUUAGUAUGGUUCUUUUUGUCGAGGGGGGGGGGGUCAUGUCAUUUUUGGUCAAACAUUUUGUUGAUUUAAAUGUAUAUUCGAAUGUCUUCUCUUCUGGCUAUGAUGACUGUUGGUUUAUACAAACCCGAUUCUAAAAAAGUUGGAACACUGUACAAAUUGUGAAUAAAAACAGAAUGCAAUGAUGUAGAAGUUUCCAAUUUCUAAAUUUAUUCAGAAUACAACAUAGAUGACAUGUUUAAACAGAGAAAAUAUAUCAUUUUAAG
This is a messenger RNA of Carassius auratus (goldfish), 3703 nucleotides long. Its product is annotated as beta-1,4-galactosyltransferase 3-like. The transcript has 8 exons. The coding region runs from base 719 to 1957 and encodes 412 amino acids. Gene Ontology annotation, molecular function: galactosyltransferase activity. Gene Ontology annotation, biological process: galactosylceramide biosynthetic process; carbohydrate metabolic process. Lineage: Eukaryota; Metazoa; Chordata; Actinopteri; Cypriniformes; Cyprinidae. The record is from RefSeq and is a predicted model, not a curated record. Gene Ontology annotation, cellular component: Golgi apparatus.